AUGAGGACUCCAUGUUCUUCAAGAAUAGACUUUGAAACGAUUAGAAACAGUUCAGGAGUUGGGGAGUUGAUCAAAGAUCUAGAUGUUAAUUAGGAUAUCACUUUAUCUCUUUUCGUAAUGCAUUAACUUAUCCUUGGUACUGAAUCAGAUAUAUACAAUCCCAUCUCUGUUUCAACUCCUGCUGAUCUACCUUUUUAAUGGUCUGACGAUGAAAUUGAUUUCAUUAAAGAUAUUCAGACAAUCGCUCUUAUUAGAAAGAUGAGGGAUUAAAAUACCAAAGAAGCUCAUGAGGUUUAUGAUAUAGUUCUCUAGCAUAAUUAUGUCGACAAAUUUUGCUCUGGAGAUCAAACCAAAGAAAAUUUUGUUACUCAAUAUCUUGAUGCUUGGUAGAUUUCUUAGACAAGAUUGAUCCAGUAAGAAUUCAAUCUCAAAUAUUACACUAUGGCCCCAAUGAUUGAGUCUAUAAAUCACACUCAAGGGAAGCAUUCAAUAUGCUAGGUAGUAGAUUCCGAGGGUAAUGUAUUGACUGAAAACAAUAUCGGAAACCUUAAUUGCUAUUGCAUACCUGGUUUUGAAGCAGUUAAUGGUGCAUAUUUCCCUCCAUCGGCAGAGGAACUAGAGACAAUUAUAACUGAAGUCCCUAUCGAAAUGGUAAAAGACUCUACAUCAUAUUUUGAGCCACCAGAGGGUUCCUUCUUUUAAUUAGUUAGCGCUUACGACUUAGAAGAAGGAGAGUAGAUUCCAUUCAAUUAUGGGCACAUGACAAAUAGAUAUCAUUUUAUCAACUAUGGUUUCUUCUUAAGAAACAAUGACUAUGAUUGUUUUUCAAUCAAACUUAAAGUUUCUGAGAAAGAGAGGUUCAUUAUCUUGCACAAGAACAAUAAAAAUGAUAAAUUUCUAGCAUCAUGUAAACAAGUUCUUAAUGAUGCUGGAUUAACUACUUGUACUUAUGCUUUGGUAUGCUAGUUUGCUAUAGAUCUAAUAAAGCAGCAAUACAUCUUAGAUUUUGGUAGCUCACUGGAUGAUGCAGAAGAGAGAAUAGAAGAAUUUGAAAACAAUAGAAAGAGAUUAGCUUAUGAAUUUAGAACAGAGCAAAGACAAAUUUAUUCUUAGCACGUUGUUGAGCUAUAAAAGCUAAUAGUCUCCAAAAACAACACUCUGUUUUAAUGA
Stylonychia lemnae is the source of this 1170-nucleotide messenger RNA. The record is from the annotation of a GenBank genome assembly. NCBI's taxonomy places the organism in Eukaryota, Ciliophora, Spirotrichea, Sporadotrichida, Oxytrichidae.